AUCCCACGUCUCUGUCAUUACAAUGUCCUACUACCAUUUUCUUUGUUAAAGCGAAUAUAUUCAUAUUUAGUACAAUAUUUAGAGAAUAUAUUAUGAAUGUCUGUUUGUCGAAUAUAUUUAAACCACUAUUUAAAUUGCCUUUUGAGGGAGCCUGUAACUAUUAGAAUACAGUUUCCGGAUACGUAGAAAAGGUAAUAAUAACCCCGGAAAAGCCAGUGUGUUCUCGUCCUUGGACUUGCGGCGGGGACAACGUUACACGUUGAUCUCUCUGUCUCUCUCUCUCUCUUGUUCUUCCUUCCUUUGAUUCCCUUCGCGGUUCUGUAAUCUGGCGAAGUGACACACUUGCUCUGUUCUUUAAAUGUUUAAACUUUAUUCUUGCCCAUAAAGAGAAACAUGGUGGGGAGUGGCCUGGAGUAAACUCUGUCAAUGUCAAUUCGGAGUAAUCCAAGCCACGGGAAUGCCGCAAAAAUAGAAGCUUGCAGUAAAAUCUUAUAAUGGGUUUGAUAUUCUUUUGAAGUCUGAAGAGAGAGAGAGAGAGUGUUGGUGGGUUGUCUGCGCGAGUCACUUUCUGUCGGCAUUGUCGGAUGGCUUGAAUCUUUCACCAUCUCUCUGGUGAGUUUCUUCUAGAAAAGUGCGGCGGAGAUUGAUGCUUCAGGGGCUUGUCUGAAUCCGCUUUCCGACCAUUCAUCUCCGAUGCUUUCUGGGUUUCCGUUUCCGUGUUCUUAGAUUUUUCGUUAUGGGGUUUGCCUCUGAUAAUCCAUUGAUUUGCCUCUGCUCAAUAGAGUAAUCUCCCCAUUUGAAUGUCUGAAAUGUGGGAAAUUGUCGGUUAUGUCAUGUUUGUUCGCUGAGAUGAACUUGAGCUUUCUGGAGAUCUGCUUGUGACGCCAUUUCUCUGGCUUUUAACUUUUAAGGGUAGUAGCUUGGUGUGUUGCUGAGAGAGGAAUGUCAAUUCUUGCAGCAGCCAUUGGAAGUGCUGCAGGAGCUCUUGCAUUGGUGGCUCUAUUGAUCUUUCUCCUCUGGUUUUGCCUCUUUGGUCGUCGAAGUGUGUCAAGGACUUCUGGGACAGCCUCAUCUGAUCCCUCUCUUCAAGCAGGCAGGAAUGUUGCAAUGGAGCUAUCCCUUGGAGAAGCUAGAAGAUUUGAAAUGGAAGAGCUGGCUCAGGCCACCAAGGGUUUUACCAGUAAGAGUCUCAUAGGUGUAGACAAAUUUGGUGAGGCUUACAAGGGAUUGCUUCAGGAUGGCAUGCUUGUGGCCAUCAAGAAGCGGCCCGGUUCUCCUACUCAGGAAUUCGUCAAUGAGGUCCGAUAUCUGUCAUCCAUCCGUCACCGCAAUCUUGUUGCCCUCCUCGGUUACUGUCAGGAAAACAAUAUGCAGUUUCUCGUUUAUGAGUAUGUACCUAAUGGAAGUGUUUCCAGUCACCUGUACGGUGGUGGUGGUAACGUGGCUGGACAGAAGCUAGAAUUCAGAAAUCGGCUCACAAUAUCUCUCGGGGCCGCUAAAGGGCUGGCACACCUUCAUUCUCUGAGUCCUCGACUAAUACACAAGGAUUUCAAAACGGCCAAUGUUCUUGUAGACGAAAACUACAUUGCCAAGGUUGCGGAUGCAGGACUUUGUAAUGUCCUGGGACGAGAGGAUGUCGGUCCAUCCUCUCAAACGGUGGCAGAAGACAUAUUCCUUGCCCCAGAGGUUCAAGAGUUCAGGAGAUUUUCGGAGAAAAGUGAUGUCUAUGCUUUCGGGGUAUUCCUCUUGGAAUUAGUGACCGGACGAGAAGCAUCAGAACCGCCCCCUUCGAGUUCAGCGCAAACUCUUGUCGAAUGGUUUCUGGCAUUGCAGAUGCAAAACAAAGUGGAUUACGGGAAUCUAUCCGCAGUGAUUGAUGAGAGAAUGGAUGGUAGUUACACAGCAGAAGGACUGGAAGAGCUGAUGGUAUUAACAACGAGAUGUCUGGAAGUGUUGAGUGGGAAGAGACCAGGGAUGAGCUAUGUUGUGACAGAACUGGAACGGAUACUAGACAGAGAAGUGAGAUUAACAACAUUAAUGGGUGAAGAAGGCACACCAACCGUUACUCUUGGAAGCCAGCUUUUCGAAGCCACGAAGUAAAAGAAACAACCUUGUGGGUUGUGUCUGAAAAGUGUUCAUUGAUCGGAUUCCGCCAUCUUUAUAUGCAGAUUAAGCUUUUCCUCUUGUGAGAGACAAGACUUGCGAGGAGGAGGAUAAUCAGCUGUCUGGUUUAAGUGUAUAAAGAGCAGCUGUGCUAUUCGUUUGUUUGUUGUUCGUUUCUCCUUUGAAGGUGUUAUUUCAGAUUUGUUUCUAAGUGCAGAAAAUACAAUUGUAAACGAUUAUUUGUUGAUGUAAAAGGGAGUUAAGAGUGGGUAUGAAUAUAUGUGCAAGUGUAAUCCAUUGCUAAAACAUGCUCUUGAUCAAGUGUAAGAGGAGUA
Molecule: messenger RNA, 2438 nt
Organism: Tarenaya hassleriana
Lineage: Eukaryota; Viridiplantae; Streptophyta; Magnoliopsida; Brassicales; Cleomaceae
Product: probable serine/threonine-protein kinase At1g01540
Exons: 8
Coding region: 943-2100 (385 amino acids)
Biological process (GO): protein phosphorylation
Molecular function (GO): ATP binding; protein kinase activity
Source: RefSeq, a predicted model, not a curated record